Molecule: messenger RNA, 4621 nt
Organism: Paramuricea clavata
Lineage: Eukaryota; Metazoa; Cnidaria; Anthozoa; Malacalcyonacea; Plexauridae
Source: the annotation of a GenBank genome assembly
AUGGAUUCUAAAUUUGUGAUUUUCUUGUUCUGUGCAAUCUUUAUGCUUGGCACAUGGGUCAGAGGUGAAAGUAAAUCUAAAGGCAAGGUAAGAAUUCUCCUUUUCCUUGUUAUUGUAGUUAAGCUUGUAAUUAUUUAUAAUAAUUGUAACUGCAGUAUAUGGAAAUAUAUUGAAGAAUUAUGCAAGCGCCACAAAAUAUUUUGUUUCCAGUGACAAACCUAGCCUGCGGACAUAUUGCGGCUGUAAUAAGUUUGUGGAAAUUCGUGGCCUUGCUUGUCGACCCCCAGUAGCGCUACUCAGAUCUGGGUAGUUGAUUCUGAUUGGUCACGACUAGACGUAAUGAAUUUUAAUUGGCUGGUUUUAAAUAUCAACGAACGCUGGACUUUGAUUUUCAAAAUCGAAAUAAUAUUUUCUUGACACACAAGUGAUGUUCAUUGUGAAUUUUACUCUUCGAUCCCUAUGCUUCCCCAUGACUUUAUUGAAGAAUCCAUAAAAAUGGCUCUUCCCCUACAAAUCUACUUAAAAUUAUCCAACACUAACAAUAUAUAUAAAUUAUUCAACCCUAUUAAAUUAUCCAACCAUUUAAAGUAUCUAACCCUUAGUCUGCUAACAAUACUGUAUAUUAUCCAACACUAACAAUGUAUAAAAUUUACAAGAUUAAUUACUUCUGUUCGAUUAAAAAAUCUUUGGUUAAUUCAGUAAAAAUUUUAAAAUCCUUGUAGUUUCUAAUGUGAAACGUUUCUAAUUUGAGGCGCUGUCCUAAAAAGUUUUGUUCUCUAAUGGUACUUUUAAACGAAUGCUGCCUUUCGACCAGAGGUUUCUUUCGUUUAUGGACUGUUCUAAACUAAGAUAUUUAGGCCAGUUAGGAAAAUGAAUUGCUUUAAAGGUUUGUUGUAGGAGGUGCAAGUCUCUUCUUUCCUUCAUGGGGAGCCAUCCGACCUUUUCAAGAUUUACCGGCCUUUAACGUAUUUCCCUAGGACGAAGCUUGCUGCGGCAUUUUGGCAUUUCUGGAGCCGCUUCAAAUCUACAUUUAUCAGUGGAUAGAAGGCUGUAUCACCGUAAUCCAGUUUCGACAGGACAAGUAAUUCUGUCAAGGUCUUACGCAAAUUAUACGGGGCCAGGCCGGUGUUUCAGCUUCCUCAACAUGCAAUUGUAGCAUAACAGGAAGCUGUAGUAUUUUUCACAUGUUCGCCCCACUUAAGAUGCUGGGUGAGAUGAAUGCCAAGUUUGUAGUUUGUAGUACUCGACACUGUAGUACUCAGAUCUGAUGCAAAAAUUUCAAAAAAGAAAUAAUGGUUAUUAAGCCGUGUAGCAAAGCACAGAACACGUCACAAAUAAUAUACAAAAUAGUAUAUGGUAAUUAUACAAACUAUGUCUUACGUCUUCUAUAACGACUCUAAAUGCCAUACGCCAAAAUUAUCUACGUUUUUGGCUUUUUAUCCAUCUGCCACAGCGCCAGUUUCGCCAGAGCGCCAGUUUUGCCAGAGUGCCAGUUUCGAUAUCCAAUUGAACAAACAAAAUGCAACAACGAGUUGAAAAUAACGGCAAUUCCGGAGUGGGAUGUGAUUUGUUUAAGUAAAUCAAAGUCAGAACUUUGUUGAAACUCAGCCAAUCAUAUUCUACUGAGUUUAACUAUAACCAAUCAGUAUCAACAACCCACAUCUGGGUAACGCAGCUGGGGGACGACAAGCAAUGUCACGAAAUUUCACAGACUCGGUAUUACAGCAUAAUACUGUACACAGACUCUGACAGACGUAGUAUGCGUCAGUUUAUCUGGGUAUAGACCACUUUUUUCAAAAUCUUAUACUAGCUUCUUAUACCAGAAUACUUCUUAUACCAGAAUACUUCUUAUACCAGAAUACUUCUUAUACCAAAAUACUUCUUAUACCAAAAUACUUCUUAUAUCAGAAUACUUCUUAUACCAGAAUACUUCUUAUACCAGAAUACUUCUUAUACCAAGAUACUUCUUAUACCAGAAUACUUCUUAUACCAGAAUACUUCUUAGACCAGAAUACUUCUUAUACCAGUAUACUCCUUUUUAUACUAGGAUACUUCUUAUACCAACCUUGCAACAAUCAAAAAUGCUUAUCGUAGCUUUAGUGCGCCCCAGAAUCGUUCCCAUUUGCUUUCGGGCAGCAUUAAGAACAGUAAUCGAUUAGCGUCACCUAUAACAGUCAUUGCUAAUAUGAAUAUAUUCAUUUUAUAUUUCUGUGUUGGUGUUGUGUACUCCGGUGAAUAUGAUGUUUGUGAUGUUACUCUGAGUGUAUAUCCACACCGGGCGAGGCCCGGCGAGCUUGAAAAAUACGCCCGGCCACAGUGGGAAUCGAACCUACGACCUUUGGAAUACUAGCCUUUGAAAUACAUAUUUUUCAAGCUCACCCGGUGUGGAUAUACACCCAUAAGAGUAACAUCACAAACAUCAUAUUCACCUGAGUACACAACACCAACACAAAAAAAUCAUGUUACUAGAUUACACUGGUAUCGAGGGAACUAUUCUAAACAACUUACUGUUAUUUUCACAAGCCUUCUCAUGUAACCUGUGCUUCAGCAGGCAUCCCAGGUAUCCCUGGUGUUCCAGGAAAUCCCGGAAGAGAUGGUCUGCCUGGAGCAACUGGUCCUGCUGGUGCGAAAGGAGAUCCUGGGAGGCCUGGGAAAACAGGAAAUGUAGAACUUGUGACGUCACCUUGGAAACAAUGUGUGUGGAAAAGGGAAGAUAUCAAAGAAACAGGAUUGAUACAGGUAUUAAUAUCACUAUAUUUAUUAUUAAAUAAAAGAUAUUUUAGACCUGCGGAGGGGAAUUUAGUGAGGAAAUUAUCCCUGCAUGCAAAACAACCAGCGAUGUUGAGCAUUUAAUGUUUAUUAGUAAAAGAAAUUGUCAAAUCUUCAAAUUGGGCCAAAGGCACUUAACUGAGCGUCAAAUUCCCGAUUAAAGAGAAAAAACCUACAGUAUAAUAAUGUUUUCUAUUCGGCUGCCUCGCCUUGCCUUACUUCACCAUGCUCCCCUGGCUGAACAUUUUUUCCGGAAUUUGGAUACUUCAACUAUUCGAAAAAUUAGCACUGGCCAAAAUGUUUAACGCCGGUAACAUUACUUGGACAAUUGGACAUGCACAUACAUAAGAAAUUAUUGUUCUAUAUAAGUCCCACAAAUUACAGUUAGGCAAUUAAGUGACUGAAUUUCAUUAGAGUAUUAUUGCACCAAACCGUUUGUACUAUACCUAGAACACGAACAGGAGUACUUUAUCAGAUAUAAAAUAUGAGUGCACAGCAACUGUUAUAGUGUUUUAAAUGGCUCAAAAACGACCCAUCUUAUGGGUAGUUCAUUGGCGAAGUAAUUUUAAAAAUAAAUAUUGUCUAGGCCGAGAAAAUUAAAGGUUUAUGUAAAUUAAUGAUUUUUUAUCACAUGUAAAACCACCGACACGGUAGUAUUUCCUCGUCUUUUCUUCAUGAAUUAGUAACAACUUUUUUAAAGGUCACUAACACACUGUGUAUACUAUUUUGUGUUCAAUGUAUAGAGCACAGAAUGACUUUUUUAAUGUGAUUAGAAUAUAUUAAACUAUAGUCUAUAGUGUCUACUGAAGUCAUAGAGAUCUACAUGAGUUGUUCAUAAAUUAAAGUGAACUUAAAAUUACCUUCAUUAAUGGAGAAUUCAAAGUAAACCACCAAGGAGAGUACUUUGAACUAUUGUGGCACAAGGAACUUAUUUAAAUAAAUGUUGGUGCUACACAUUUGAUUAUAAUUAGCACAAGUGUCGGAGACGUGGGGGGGGUCUUAAAAAAGACAACGAGUGAGCAGCGUCUGAUGGGGCCCAUGCGCAGUAAACGGUGGCUCAAUAUUAAUAUUUUUUCCAAAACUGUUGGCGAACGGCGGGGGGGGGGGAGGACGUCGCCAAUUUUUUCCGUUAUACCAAAUUUUUUUCGGACAUAUAGUAAUUUUUCCUGGAAUGCAAAAAUUUUUCCGGACAUAUCCGGAGACGAAAUUUUUUCCGGUCAUAUCGUAACUUUUCGGUCCAACAUACAAAAAUUCUUCCGUAAUAUUUUCAUGAAGUUUGAUUUUUACAAUAGACACUGUAAUAUCUUAAUCCUGAUUGUGAAAAUAAAAAUCUCAAUGUUUGAAAAAAUUUGAUGAUGGCAAGGGCCCACAAGGAGUUCUCGUUGUCUCGACCCUAUCCAGCACGUCCCUGACAAAUGUAUAUUGAAAAUAGCUAUACGUGUGCGCGAAACUGUAUACUCGGAUAAAUUAGAUCUAACUGAUGUCUUUCUUUGACUAUGCAUAGAGCUGUGUUUUCAACAAGAAGUACGACAACACUUCACUUCGUGUAUUUUACGAAGGAAACCUACGUUCUUAUGGCAAUGGUGUUUGCAAUCGAUGGUAUUUUACAUUUGAUGGCGCAGAAUGUGCAAAACCAGCGACUAUUGAAGGAGUUGUUUACGUUAAGUCUACCCAAGUCAACCCCCAUCGUCACCGCCAUAUUGAAGGCUACUGUAACCAGGUUCCUAAAGGUCAUGUACGUGUGGGGUUCUGGAUAGGCAAGUGUCAGGGUUAUAGUCUCGGAAAUGGUGAUACUGGUUGGAAUUCCGUGUCUCGUAUUGUGAUUGAAGAAGUACCACCGCCUCAAGAGUAA